CACAGGUGAUGGACUGUCAUGAGCAUGCGCGAGUGCGUCAGAAGAGGUUAAGUUAUUAUAGGGUCUCUAGUCACGUGCUGUGCGCAGAGCCAAGAAGAUUGCAGUCAUGCGUAAAGAAGUUUAAUCCCUAGCAGUUACUAGUUCCACUAGCAAUACUACGCAUUCCUAUAAUAAUUUGGCGCGUGUAUUUCAGUUCAGUGUGUGUCGAUCGUUGAUCCAUGUGAGAAACGACGAUGAGAUUAGAAUGCAAUGUUGAAGUCAACUACAGAACACUUACCGAAUGUUUACCUGUCGUGAAGCCCACGAAGGAAAGAUCGCAUCGCUCUAUAUUAGCAUUCUCUAGGAAAUCUGAAAAUGAUGAACCGUACUUGCUUUUGCAAACGCGAAAGAACAAACAAGGCACCAAGUACAAGAUUAUUGACAACGUAGCACACAUGUUCACAAAAUUUAUCAACAAUGGCAAAGCUACGAUAAGACUGCAGCAACCUCCUCACGACUUAAUUGUUCAUAAUAGCAAUGUUAUUAGAUUGAAGGCCUUCCUACGCGUUCUAAGUCAAAUAAUGAAAGGCCGCUCGCAAGACUUUGAUUACUUUUCGACCACAGUAAACUCAAAAGACUUUGCAAAACCACAAGUCAAAGUUGUUGUAAAGAAGAAAUCUGAAUAUCCAACUCUGGAAGGUUUUCCAUUAACCACAGAGGAAUUAUUUCUGACUGCGUUGGGUAUACGAUCCUUCGAUCGACAAAUUCUAAGAUUAGAAAAUCUGAGGGUUUUAGACUUGUCAGACAAUAAGCUCUCCUUUCUACCUAAAGAAUUGGGUACCUUGCCGCAUCUCCAGCAUCUCGUUCUGGCACAGAAUCAAUUUGGCAAAUCUCCGCGAUUCAAAUGGGCAUGGCUGGAAUCGGAUGCCAUUAAAAAUAACUUGCGUAUAUUAGAUAUAAGUCACAAUUUCCUGACUGAAUUACCGAUACAAAUUGGGCAAUUAAAUGCUUUAAUAAAUUUGAAAGCUUGCGAAAACACGUUGUUAUGCUUACCAGGCAAUAUUGGAACAUUGAGCAGCUUGGAAUAUCUGGAUGUAUCGAGAAACAAGUUGUUAUGUUUACCAGCAAGUAUAAAACAUUUAAGACUGCGUUAUCUAAACGUUUCACAAAAUUCAUUUUUAAACAUCGAUGGACAGAGAGACGUCGUUCUUAAAAUGGAAAUGCCAAGGCUCACUGAAUUGUCAGCUAGACAUUUUCUAAGAUCUAAGCAAGCGUACGAUGCCAGUCUAAUACCAUACACAUUGGUCAAAUUUUUGAAUGACGCAAACUACUGCAGCACAUGUAGAACUGCUUGCUUCAGUUAUUAUGUACAUAUGCAUAUGGUGCCUACAGACCAAAUAGCUUCUGAUAUAAUAAUGACACAUACAGAACACCCCUUGAUACUAGAAUAUUACUACUGUUCGUUACGUUGUUCACGAUUAAUAAAUUCAUUGUAAAAAUGGAAUGUAA
This is a messenger RNA of Ooceraea biroi (clonal raider ant), 1488 nucleotides long. It is a transcript of the gene Lrr47, whose product is annotated as Leucine-rich repeat 47. Gene Ontology annotation, cellular component: cytoplasm. NCBI's taxonomy places the organism in Eukaryota, Metazoa, Arthropoda, Insecta, Hymenoptera, Formicidae. Gene Ontology annotation, molecular function: protein binding. The record is from RefSeq and is a predicted model, not a curated record.